This is a messenger RNA of Nothoprocta perdicaria, 4439 nucleotides long. RefSeq names its product neurite extension and migration factor (gene NEXMIF). Gene Ontology annotation, biological process: negative regulation of neuron migration; negative regulation of cell-matrix adhesion; negative regulation of cell adhesion mediated by integrin. The coding region runs from base 24 to 4370 and encodes 1448 amino acids. Lineage: Eukaryota; Metazoa; Chordata; Aves; Tinamiformes; Tinamidae. The record is from RefSeq and is a predicted model, not a curated record. The transcript is spliced from 2 exons. Gene Ontology annotation, cellular component: nucleus.
AUGAACAGAAAGAGGUUAAAUUGAUGGAUGACCAACAAGAGCAGGAUUGUGCCUCAGAAGACCAAGAAACUAUCCUGAUUAAUGGGGUGAAAGAAAAUGAGCCACACGAGGCGGCCGCCGACGAGAGGCCUUGCGCCGCCGCCACGUUCCCGGCCUUGACGCCGGCUCCCAAGGAAAACCAGGCGCCGCAGCGCGCGCCGCCGUGCAAGAAGCCGUGCGCGCUGAGCCCGCCCUCGCCGCUGCGCCUCACCGAUGCGCCCGAGCACGCGUCGGACGACUCCUCGGCGCACGCCAUCUCCCUCACGUCGUGCGUGACCAAGGGCAUGAGCUCGUGGUCGCUGCCGGGCGACUGCGAGAAGGCUCCCUUCACCAUCAUGGAGCCCGGCGGCAUGUCGGCGCUCACCGGCGACUGCCUGAUGCAGCCGAGCCGGACCUGCCUGGGCUGCUUUAUUGAAUCGAAGGACGGCAUUGAUGCGGAGCCGGGAAUAAGCCUGAAAGUGGGUGAUAUAAAUAGGGAUUAUGACACCUGUUCGGUCUCUGAUAUAGGGAUUCACUGCAUGAGCACAGGAGAAACCAUGAGAUACGGGGAUCAACUGCUUUCAGACCAGCUUUUAAGCUUCCCUAUGCAUAAAUCGAGGGCAGCAGACAAAAGGGAUGCAGAAAAAUCUGACAGUGAUUCAGAGGACCCCACUCAGAAAAAUUAUUACGAGGGAUUACUACUAGACAAAUGCAAUGGCGAGGAACCUUUACUAACAAAUCCCAACCAGGAAUGGGGCUAUUUUGAAUCUUUCAUUAGCGAAAGUAAAAUUGAGCUGCUUGACCUUUGCUCCAAAAAUGAGCUUUCUGUAAAUCUAUUUUCGGAGGAGGAUGUGGAUAAUUACAUGUUUGAUGAUGACGAUUCAACCUUAGGAAGCGACGUCUGCUCCUUAAAGAUUAGAUACGAAUCUUUCCAGGACAACGUGCGGGAGAAGACCACCGCCCUGCAAGAGGACGCCCAGUUCAACUUCUUCCCCAGCGUGUUCGGCAACUGCACUAAGAGGGACAGCAGGAGCAGCCUGAAAAGGGGGCCGGGGAGUGCCACGGACCCUCCUCAGUUCAAGUCUGAAGAAGGCAUCAUCUGGGGGGAGGAGGAGGAGGACGGGGAGGAAGAGGAGGGCGAGGAGGAGGAGAAAGCUGCCUUAAAUAAAUCGUGCAACAGUGCGGAGAUGGUGCAGUACGUGGGCUCCAAGCGGAGCCACUUCUUGGACUCGGUGAAUUCCACGGAGGACUCUGGGGAGUUCAGUGACGACAGCACCUGCACCGAGUCCUCCUUCGACGUGCUACGGGAUAUCAAGGACUGCAGCCGCUACCUGUCCAGGGAACACUCCACUUCCUUCAUCCAGCAGAACUACGGCUUGCGGGCCAAGAGGAAAGUGCGAUACAGCGACGACUACCUGUACGACGUGGACUCCAUCGAGAACGAGAAGAUCCUGGAUAAGAAGGAGUGGCUCCCGGACGGGCCCAAAGAAGAAGACGACGACGAGUGGUGCCCGAAGAAAAGGCGAAAAGUCUCUCGCAAGGAGCCCCCCGUUAUCAUCAAGUACAUCAUCAUUAACAGGUUUAAGGGAGAGAAGCAUAUGCUGGUGAAGCUGAGCAAGGUGGAUGCCAAUGAGACGACCGUCACCCUGAACGAGGAGCUGCUCAGCAAGUAUGAGAAGCUGGCCCCGCUGAAGGGCUUCUGGCAGGAGAGGCAGCAGAGCCGCAUGGAUUUGCUUCGAUCAUCUCUCUACCACAAGCAGAAUUUCUAUCUUAACGGCUCAGAUGCUUCGUUCCUCCCUCACCCACGGAAGCGAAAAUGCAAGCUAGCAAACAGGCACCGGAUUCAGAGGAUUAAAGCCAUCGAGCAGUCGGUGAGCAAGCUGGGCUCCUGCUCCGUGGAUGCCAAGCAGCCCUGCAGCAGCAAGGAGGACRCGGGCCUGAAAGGGCUGCAGGCGCUGGCCAUCGCCGCCCCCGGCUGCGCCAACGGGCUGCACGUGAGCGACAUCCCCGGCCUGGCCUCCGUGAAGUGCAAAGCGCAGGAGCGGGACUUGAAGGGGACGGAGAGGAAGGUGCUCCGCCGAAUCAAAUUCAAAAGCGAAGCCAGGUUGAAAUGCAAGAAAAUCAAAGGUGCUGCCAGCACGGCGGAGGGCUCCCCAGCGCUGGAAAGCCCGGACCCUGCAGCUCGUUUGAAGGACGAAGAUGUUCCUUGUGCUGCAGACAGCUCCCACAUUCCGGAGUGCCCCGAGGAUAAGAUGGCUAAAAACGCUGCUUUCCUCCCAUCCACCUCCUCCUCAGACAAGCCUCUCCCAUCUGCUAACAUCGCCGGCAACGUUCCCCUGAUCCCUGGAGGGUAUCUGCAGACGUUGCUGGAUGCUUCCGACUUGUCGAGCAACACGGGGAUCUCGUACUUCAGCCAGCACCCCGCGGAGCAGGCUCCGGCGCUGCCGGGCCUGGCGCCGGCCGAGAAGCCCUUCGCGGCGCUGCAGCCGGCGCAGAGCUGCGUGCUCUCGCCGCCCUCCGAGUCGGAGCUGCAGCACUCGCCCGGCCACCUGGACGUGGAGCAGGGCGGCUUUGGUGGUGUGUGGCCGGCCGGCAAGGCGGCGGGCAGCAGCCCGCAGGACUUCCCUGGCGACAUGCGGGAGGCCGCCGGGCUGCCCGGCGACUUCGGCGGCGCGGCCGGCGCGGACGCCCUCCCGGCCGCCGCCUACCCUCCCGUCAACCUGAACGGCGGCAAGUUGCUCUACCAAAAAAAUUACAUGCCGGAUAACCAACAAGUGCAGUCUGAUGAUUCUUAUCAGUCAUGUCAUUUCGCUAAUGGCGAGGGGCGCUUUCAUUUCCAGCGAGGCACGCUGAGCACGGAUGAUGGCAGGCUCAUUAGUUUUGAUUCAGUGGGUUCUUUGUCAGUUAGUUCGAGCAAUUACAGUUCUUUAAGUUUAAAGUCAUGCGAGAAGGACGGCGAGGAUGAUAUUAACGACGACUUCUUGGCCCACUGCAGUCCCAAGCUAGUGAUCCAGCAAAGCAUAGAUGAAAUAACCCCCUUGAAGGAGUCCACGGACCUUCUGGACAUCUCCAACUUCACUCCCGAUAAGUUCCGUCAGUCCUCCCUGUCGGAGAUGUCUCCUCCAGACACUCCCAACCUCUCCCCGCAGAUAGCCGGCUCCGACGCCAAACCCCUGGGCACCCUGAAGGGCUUUCAGGAGAGCACCCAGGCCGUUCUCAACAGUUCUGAGAAGGUCAAGUGGAACUGUGGGGUCCUUCAGACCGAGGAGCAGGCAGAUAAUGGGUUUACUUUAAAUAAUCAUCAGUUUCAGUUCCAUAUGUUCAACGAUGAAGAUUCUGUCAGCCUCCUCGAAAAAAGUCCAUGCUUGUCAACAUUUAAUGAGCCAUCUGGUCAAAUUAGCACCAAUAGCAAAGUGUCAAAAUCUAAGAGGAAAAGUUCAUCCAGCAAGAAUGCGGGUAYAAACCAAAGCUCUUCCCAGAAAACCACUAGGAAAAAAUCUCCCAAAACCAACAAAGGAACCGAYAAGCCGCAAGGCAAAAAUUCCAGGCAGACCCCCAAAACAACCCGGAAAGGGAAAAACGCUGCAGGAGCCACCGGCGAAAAGGCCCAAGGAGUUGGCAGCAGGGCCGUCAAUCAGCUGAGUAACGCGGCCUCCGCCACCAAGGGCCUCGCCGAGGGUGUUCAGCACUGCAACCCAAGCCCGCUGAAAAUCGGGAAGCAUAACGGCCUCUCCGGGGAAUGGUCCCUGGGGAAGGACCCYGGCACCGGCUGGUCGGAGCCCAGCAUAGGAAGCACCACCAGUCUCCUGGAUGACGAUCAGAGGGAGUUUGAGGAGCCCUCCAACAUACUCUCCAACAUUGCGUCAGGAAUGGCAGACGUUCAGAGGUUCAUGAUGGCCUCCAUCGAGCCCCUGUGGGGGCCCGUUGGCCACAACAGCGUGCCAGACAUAUUCCGGUCACCCGAGUCGAACAGCCUGAAAUUGAAAACGCUAAAAAUUUUGGCAGGGACGUCACAGGAGGCGAAGAAGAAGGCCAACAGYGGCUCUCCAGCAACGGCCAAGAGCCACAAGUCAAGCAAGGGCUCCAGCAAAAACAGCAAAGCCGCCACGUGCGACCCCGGCCGCCCCAACUGCUCGCCCGGGUACGGCACAGACAUUCACUCUCCCUUUUUUGAUAAAAACUAUAGUAACCUGAGCACUUUAGGCAAUAACGGACCUACCCAUAAAAAACUGUACCGUCAUAAAUCAAGUUCUAAAUCACUGAGGGAUGAGAACUGUAAAAUAAAGCGAACGGACCGUGAACAGACCCAUAAGGACCCAUCUGUGACAGCUUCUUUUGAAAAACUGAGGUAAUGCUGCACCAAACUGGCUGGAAUGCCCCUUUAACUUUCCUACUACCUGCUAAGCCCGCUGUUCCUCAUU